AUGUAUCAAAGUCCGCCAAUCGCUAUCGGGGCACGACGUGGUGCUCCCGGGACUCAGUUGUGUUUUCCGUUAAUGACGAACGACUACACGCGGCGGCGCCAACACUUUUGGGUAAAGGUCGUUUACGUGCAUUACCAGCUCCCAAAGGUUCCCCAGCCUUUGCAACGUCACCAAGUAUGCCCUAGCCGCCCUCAACGCAAGUCCGUCUUCAAGUUGCGGCGUGUUUACUGUCAAUCUUCCAACCGCUUCAACACGUUACCGCCUUCAAUCCACCUUUCCAAUGCUCAACACGACGUAUCAACGUCUGCCGAACGCGUUGGGACGUCGUUGACCUUGUUGAAAUCAGUUGCAUGCUGUAGCUUUCGGAUAAAGGUUGUUUACGUCCGUUACCAGCUCCCAAAGGUUCCCCAGCCUUUGCAACGUCACCAACUACAUCAACUACGCCCUGAUCACCUUCAACGCAAGUUUCAUCGAGCCGUACUGUUGAUCUUCAAGUCGUCGUCCGCCCAACACCCUCUCUACAUGCUGGCAAGUUUUUUCGACUGUUCCACAGUGUCUUGCAUCCCUCCUGGCACCAAGACGACAUUUCGUCUUCUGCAGAAUGGCCCCAUGCCACCCUCUAUCUUCCGGAACUCUUCCACCUUUCUAUGGCUCUCUGAGGCUUUGAGACGACGUAUCGCCGUCCGCGAAACGCCCUCUCUAUGCAUGGGAUGGCAAUGGUAG
This is a messenger RNA of Laccaria bicolor S238N-H82, 723 nucleotides long. RefSeq lists its product as uncharacterized. NCBI's taxonomy places the organism in Eukaryota, Fungi, Basidiomycota, Agaricomycetes, Agaricales, Hydnangiaceae. The transcript is spliced from 5 exons. The record is from RefSeq and is a predicted model, not a curated record. The coding region runs from base 1 to 723 and encodes 240 amino acids.